Andrographis paniculata is the source of this 1368-nucleotide messenger RNA. RefSeq names its product serine decarboxylase-like. The transcript is spliced from 5 exons. Gene Ontology annotation, biological process: carboxylic acid metabolic process. The record is from RefSeq and is a predicted model, not a curated record. Lineage: Eukaryota; Viridiplantae; Streptophyta; Magnoliopsida; Lamiales; Acanthaceae. Gene Ontology annotation, molecular function: pyridoxal phosphate binding; carboxy-lyase activity. The coding region runs from base 1 to 1368 and encodes 455 amino acids.
AUGUUAUCUUCCCUUGCCAAUGGUGGCACCAAAGAUCACAAAGAAAACAAGAAGAAGAUGGAUCUCAAUGGGGGCCAAGACCACAAUGACAAAAAUAUGAUCGAAAGUUUUACCGUGGGAGAACCAUGCGACAAUGUUAAUGCCGCCGAUCCAUCCAGCAGUCGCUUGAGCAAAAUAAUUGCUAAAUUUCAAGAGCAUCUCGCCGAGAGUAUUAAUCAUUCUCUAGGCUUUCCGGGGAAUUUGGAUUGCAGCCGAUAUAUUGCUUUAUCUCCCUUACUUGGUUUCCAUCUUAACAAUGUUGGCGAUCCAUUCAUCAAGAGCAACUUUGCUUUGAAUUCGAAGAUGUUCGAGGUUGAAGUUUUGGAAUGGUUUGCGCGACUUUGGGCAAUAGGAAAAAAUGAAUAUUGGGGUUAUGUAACCAAUGGAGGGACAGAAGGCAACCUCAAGGGCCUCUUAUUAGGGAGAGAAUUAUUAUCCGAUGGAAUCUUGUACACUUCCAAAGCAUCCCAUUAUUCUAUACUCAAAAUAGCAAGAAUGUAUAGAAUGAAAUGUGAAAUAGUCGAUACUUUAACUACCGGAGAAAUAAAUUGCAACGACCUUAGAGAAAAACUUCUUCUCAACAAGCACAAGCCCGCCAUCGUGAAUGCUACCAUAGGGACUACUUUCAAAGGAGGGAUCGACAACAUUAAUCUUAUCAUAUCGACGUUGUAUGAAUGUGGUUUCUCAGAUGAUCGAUUUUACAUCCACUGUGAUGCAGCUCUGUUUGGACUAAUUUUACCCCUCAUUGAACAGGAGUCGAAUUUGAGCUUCAAAAGGCGCAUAGGAAGCAUUAGUGUGUCCGGGCACAAGCUAUUAGGUUCUCCGAUGCCUUGUGGAGUGUUCAUGACGAGGAACAAGAAUAGAAAUCUCUUGGCACAAAAUAUCGAGUACAUAGCUAGUUUGGACACUACAAUAAGUGGAAGUCGAAAUGGUCAUGCAACAAUUUUGAUGUGGUAUGGACUCAACAUUAAAGGUAUUAUGGGGCUCAAAGAGGACGUCGAAAUGUGCUUGGAAAAUGCCCGUUACUUGAGAGAUGAACUAAGGAAUUGUGGCAUCACGGCGAUGGUCAAUGAAAAUAGCAACAUUGUUGUCUUGGAGCGCCCUCUUGAUGAUGGCUUUGCGAAUUAUUGGCAACUUUCUUGUACGCAAAAAAUGGCGCAUGUUGUUGUCAUGCCCCAUAUUACUACAAAUAUGUUGGAUCAAUUUGUCGAGGAUCUUGUCGAGAAAAGAAGAACUUGGUAUGGAAGAUUUGAUGAUCUUCGACCUCCUUGCCUCGCAGCGGAGAUCGGCAUUUCCAACUGUUCUUGCCAAGUCAAGCAUGAAUCUUGA